Molecule: messenger RNA, 1973 nt
Organism: Zeugodacus cucurbitae (melon fly)
Lineage: Eukaryota; Metazoa; Arthropoda; Insecta; Diptera; Tephritidae
Product: maltase A1
Exons: 6
Coding region: 122-1882 (586 amino acids)
Biological process (GO): carbohydrate metabolic process
Source: RefSeq, a predicted model, not a curated record
GAUUUCUAGUUCAGUUGUGAUUCGCCGCGGUUUAACACUGCUGACAGGUGCUUAAAACUACCUAGUCUCUUUAAAAUCACAUAGGAAAUUAAAUUGUGUUCGAAUUAAUAUUGAAAACUGUAUGGUUAAAGCAUUCAUUAUGCAUUUCUGUCGUGUUUUACUUGCCGCGCUAACCCUUUUUGGGUUUCGUUCGAAUCUGGUGCGCACCAAAGAAUGGUGGGAAAAUGCCAAUUAUUAUCAAAUAUAUCCGCGUUCAUUUAAAGAUAGUAAUGGCGAUGGUAUCGGUGAUUUGAAUGGCAUUACACAGAAGCUACAAUACCUUAAAGAUAUCGGUUUCACUGCCGCUUGGCUUUCGCCGAUUUUCAAAUCACCCAUGGUUGACUUUGGUUAUGAUAUCUCCGAUUUCUACGCCAUACAUCCCGAAUAUGGUACCAUGGAGGAUUUCAAAGCGCUUGUGGCACGCGCCAAACAAGUUGGCAUACGUAUAAUACUCGACUUUGUGCCAAAUCACACGAGUGAUGAGUGCGAAUGGUUUGCGAAGUCGGUGAAUCGUGAACCGGGCUACGAAGACUUUUACGUCUGGUCUAACGGCACGGUGGACGCAAAUGGUAAACGCCAGCCGCCGAGCAAUUGGGUUAGCGCAUUCCGUUACAGCGCCUGGGAGUGGAACGAGAAACGUCAACAAUACUAUCUGCAUCAGUUCUCCAUCAAACAGGCGGAUUUGAAUUUCCGCAAUCCAUUGGUUGUGGCGAAAAUGAAAGAGGUGAUGCGCUACUGGUUGGAUAUAGGCAUUUCGGGAUUCCGCAUUGACGCUCUGCCCUUCAUGUUCGAGAAAGGACCCGAUGCGAAUGGCAACUUCCCUGAUGAACCGGUUAUUGAUAAUGUAAGCGAAUGCCCCGAUCCCGACGACUGGUGUCACUUGAAUCACACCUACACACAAGAUCAACCGGAAUCCAUUGAAAUGGUGUACCAGUGGCGCGAACUCGUCGAGCAAUACAGGAAGGAGAAAGGUGGUGAAUCGAUUGUACUCCUAACAGAGGCCUAUACGACUCUGGAUAAUUUGAUGUUGUACUACGGAGAUGGGCAGCGAAAUGGUUCGAUGGUGUCGUUCAAUUUCUUCUUCAUGCGAGCUGUGAAGAAUGAUUCCACGGCCCCUGAAAUUGUGGAUUACAUUGAAGAGUGGAUGCAACGCAUGCCGAUGGAUGUGCAGGCCAAUUGGGUUUUGGGUAAUCAUGAUAAUCCGCGAUACUCAACACGUUUAGGUGUUCAACGUGCGGAUUUGUUCACGAUUAUGUUGCAGACAUUGCCGGGAAAUGCCGUCACUUACAAUGGCGAAGAGUUGGCCAUGACUGACGGUGAGGUCACAUGGGAGGAAACUGUCGAUCCACAAGGUUGCAAUGCGAACCCCAGCAACUAUGAGAGUUAUUCGCGCGAUCCCUGUCGCACACCCUAUCAGUGGGAUGCAUCGAAGAAUGCAGGCUUUUCCUCCGCGGCGCGGACUUGGUUGCCAGUCGCCAGUAAUUAUCGCACAAAUAAUGCCUUGGCACAAUUGCGUGCACCAAAAAGUCAUUUACAGUUAUUUAUGAAAUUAAUUCGCCUACGCCAGUUGAGCUCGCUACAAGAUGGCGCACUCAAGAUAAAAGCAAUCGGCACGGACAUCAUCAUCUACUCACGCGAAGCACCGGGUGACGAUUUGUUUGUGAUUGUGCUCAAUCUGGGUGGCAAAGAGCAAAGUUUGAAUAUCAAUGAGCACUUCGAUAUGGGUCGCCAGGCGGAGGUGAUUACUUCAUCACUGCAGUCGCGCUAUUACGAUGGUAUCGUUGUUGACCCAAGCAAAUUUGUGGCUGAGCCUUAUGUCGGCGUGGUUCUCGUGAAAUUUUGAGAUCUUUUGGUGGUGAUAACCAAAGCGGUAUUUUUCGCAGUUUUAAAUACAUUUUUGUGAUAUCAAUAAAACUGAAUGAAAGCUCAAUUAA